Molecule: messenger RNA, 2616 nt
Organism: Didymosphaeria variabile
Lineage: Eukaryota; Fungi; Ascomycota; Dothideomycetes; Pleosporales; Didymosphaeriaceae
Exons: 3
Coding region: 1-2616 (871 amino acids)
Biological process (GO): glucan catabolic process
Molecular function (GO): beta-glucosidase activity
Source: RefSeq, a predicted model, not a curated record
AUGGUUCUAGCUGUCCUACUGUCCUUGUCGUCACUGGCGGUGGGUGCGGCCAUCGACAAGCGUGCUGUCCCAGCUGGCUAUGUCGCUGCUCCGUCGUAUCCUGCGCCGCAUGGUGGAUGGGUACCGGAAUGGAGCGACAGUUUUCAAAAGGCAGCGAAAGUUGUGGCAGGCAUGACUUUAGCUGAGAAAACCAAUAUCACAGCUGGCACCGGCAUCUUCAUGGGACGAUGCGUCGGCAACACGGGCAGUGCUUUAAGAGCUGGGAUCCCUCAACUUUGUCUUCAGGACGGUCCGCUGGGCGUCCGGAACACCGACCACAACACGGCUUUUCCAGCAGGUAUCACGAUCGGCGCCACCUUCGACAAAGACCUCAUGCGUCGGCGUGGCGAGGCCAUUGGCGAAGAAUUUCGAGGAAAGGGUGUCAAUGUCUACCUGGGACCAUCCGUGGGACCGCUUGGUAGGAAGCCAAGAGGAGGGAGAAAUUGGGAGGGUUUCGGAGCAGAUCCUGUGCUUCAAGCGUACGGCGCUGCCCUGACUGUAGAGGGAGUUCAGAGCACGGGCGUCAUCGCGACAAUCAAGCACUGGAUCGGAAACGAGCAGGAGAAGUACAGGAUGUACAGUCUCAUCCAGGAGGGCAUCUCAUCGAAUAUUGACGACAGAACUCUGCAUGAGCUUUACGCGUGGCCGUUCGCUGAAGGUGUCCGAGCUGGCGUUGGCUCAGCCAUGAUUGCUUACAAUGCGGUCAAUGGAUCCGCGUGCUCGCAGAAUAGCUACCUCAUCAACAACAUUCUUAAAGAUGAGCUUGGUUUCCAAGGUUUCGUAAUGUCAGACUGGUUAGCCCAGAUCUCUGGGGUACCAUCAGCUCUCGCUGGACUGGAUAUGUCCAUGCCUGGCGAUAUCCAUACCGUGCCUCUUGCCACCGCCCAGUCUUACUGGAUGUAUGAAUACUCGAGAGCCAUCUUGAACGGCUCCGUGCCCGUGGACCGGCUGGACGACUCUGUUACUCGUAUCCUUGCCGCCUGGUAUCAGAUGAGACAGGACAAGAACUACCCCGAGCCUAACUUCUCCACGAAUACGCAGGAUGCUGAAGGAGACCUCUACCCUGGAGCUGCCCCGGGCUCACCUAAAGGUGUUGUCAACGAGUUUGUUGACGUCCAAGCAGAUCAUGCGGUAGUGGCAAAGGAAGUAGCUCGGGAUGCUAUCACGUUGCUCAAGAACGUCAACAGCACCUUACCGUUGUCCCUUGGAGCAACUCUUAAAAUCUUUGGGACAGAUGCGGAGAAAAACCCUGAUGGCAUAAACGCCUGUACGGAUCAAGGAUGCAACAAGGGCACUCUUGGCAUGGGUUGGGGAAGUGGAUCCGCUCGCUAUCCGUACAUCGACUCGCCCAUUGAUGGCUUCAAAUCGCGUGGCGCAAACUACUCCUUUUACAACAGCGACUCUUUCCCGUCGAACUCGAAUCCUUCAACGAGCGAUGUUGCGGUCGUGUUUGUAACCGCGGACUCUGGAGAGAACUACAUCACAGUUGAGGGCAACAACGGAGAUCGAGAUAGUUCAAAGCUCAACUUGUGGCAUAACGGCGAUAACUUGGUUAAGGAUGUUGCUGCUAAAUACUCUAACGUCGUGGUCAUUGUGCACACUGUGGGCCCCAUACUCUUGGAACAAUGGCAUGAUCUGCCUUCCGUCAAGGCCGUUCUGUUCGCACAUUUGCCGGGUCAAGAAGCUGGCGACAGCUUGAUGCAAGUCCUCUACGGCGAUGUCUCGCCGUCAGGCCAUCUCCCGUACACCGUCCCAAAAUCGGAGGACGACUACCCCAAGAGCGUAUCGCUGGUCAGCGAUGUGGUAUUGGUUCAGCCUCAAGACACAUUCACAGAGGGUCUUUACGUUGAUUAUCGACAUUUCAACAAAGAAGGCAUAACUCCACGUUAUGCCUUCGGACAUGGUCUCAGCUACACAACAUUCUCCUUUUCUAGCGCAACCAUCACGCCAGUGACCACAUUGACCUCUACACCUCCAACGCGUCCCGCGAAAGGCAGUACCCCAACAUACUCGACCGAGAUCCCGGCAGCGUCAGAGGCAUAUUGGCCAGACAACUUUAAUGCCAUAUUUCGCUACAAAUACUCGUUUCUGGCUAAGUCAGAUGCCGACGCAGCCGCUAAAAUUGGAAACUCCACCCAGAAGUAUCCUUAUCCGGCCGGCUACUCGAACGUACAGACGGCCGGAGUCGCAGCUGGUGGCGCACAAGGCGGUAACCCAGCUCUUUUCGAUGUCGCGUACGAUAUUUCAGUCGUUGUUAAGAACACCGGAAAAACGAAGGGAAAAGCAGUCGCACAGCUCUACGUACAAUUCCCGGCUGGCAUCUCUUUCGACACCCCGAUUAUUCAGCUACGAGACUUUGAGAAGACAAAAGAGCUGGCUGCGGGUGAGAGUCAGACUGUGAAGCUGCGCGUCACGCGUAAAGACCUCAGUGUAUGGGACGUGGUGAGCCAGAACUGGGUCGUUCCGAACGUGAGUGGGGAUUAUGGCAUUUGGAUUGGAGACGCGAGCGACACGUUGACGUUGAGGUGUGGGACUAAGGCGGCCACGUGCGUAGGAGGUCAGACGAGCCCAGUCUAG